AUGUCAGAGAAGAACAAAGUCCACAUCUCCGGAAACCUUUGUCUGGCGGACCCCAGCUAUGUACUGCCCGAGAACGAGCUUGAUUAUGCCAAUGAGCUGCUCAGUCUCAUUCGAUGCGCUGAUGGCGAACAGCCGGAAAGAAAAAUUGAAGACUCGCAGGUGCUUUUUGACUGGAAUCUUGAUAGGGCUUUUGAAAGGCUUCAAGAAAAAGAAUUCGCCUGGUGGGAGGAACGAGGUCUCACCCGACCUAAGGAAUAUCUGGUUCGCCCAAGUGGCAGCACAAAUGCUGCUGUCGCCUGUCACUUGUACAAUCCCACGUUUGCUACUGAUGACCCCUGUGGUGGAGAAACGGAAGACUUGUCAAGCCCCUCGAUUGUUCAGUUGAACAGGGCCGGUUUCUCUACAGAAAACAACUGUUUACUUUUUGAUCAUAUUGCGCGCAGAGACAUUAGCGCUCACUGCAAGGACGCCUACCCAGAAGAUCUUCUCGAUAUCUACGAAGAAUUUACCUUUACCCUCCGUGCGGCGAUGAAGGCAAAGGUUGAAAUUUGCUGGGGCGCAAAUGUUCGGCAACGGAUGCUGAAAAAGCUCGAUUUGAAACCUCUUCGCCUCUGGAAUGAGUUUAUGGGCUUGACUCUGUACUUGGAACUGACCCCAGGCAAAAAAAGUUUGAAGCGGUUCAUCAUUUUUGUCGCCCAUCCCCAGCGUUUUAUGUACGUGAAAGGUGAUGGAGAAAAGGCCCAGGCAUGGCGACGACGAUUUGGGAUAUCACAAGACCUGGCAUUAGAUCUUGCUGCUCGGUUAAGCGGAAUAAAGAUACCGCCACGUUUCUACGAGCUGGAUCCCCGAUUGCUUCAAAACCUAUGUCGCCCGCGCCACCUUACCGCUAAAAAGGACGCCUGGACAGGCCAAGCAAUGGCCCAACUGAAGAAAGCCUUUCCAGAUGCCAAUCUUUCAACAGAAACAUCUCAUCGUGUUAAACCCACAAAGGAAGACAAAACAGCACUUCAAAAUGUGUUUCAGGCUCUGGAAAAACUUGGGCCAGAUAAACUUAACCAGACGGUCAAUAUGCUAAACAUGGAAGAUGACAAAUUUCUGAGACGCCGUCGACUACAGAAGAUAGUAGACUAUUGGCAUGGCCUAGAAGGACUGUCAUACGCGUUCAUACCUAACGCCAAGAAACAUAUCCACCAUUUGCAAGCGACGAAGACACAAGUGACCGGGUAUCUAUCUGACAGCCUUCGAAUGGAGCUUCAAGAAUCUGAUUUUUGGGAUUGGGAGGAUCUCCCUACCCCAAUGAUUGAUUUCAUAGGCGCGCAAGAUGGGCUAAAAUUCAGAAAACGAAAGAUCAUGUGUCGGUCAGAUCUUGAAGUUGCAUUUUACCUUCUCCAGAGAUGUGAAGGCAACCCCCAAGUUCUGGACAUUCUCACCCUGGCAUUUACGGUAUUGACCGCUUACGGCUGGUGGAUCGCUCGCUCAAGGAAGCCUCCUGUGGAUAGUGCACUUAUCCUCCGCGAGCAUCCAUAUGAUGUUAUGAGUCGGAAGUGCUCUGGGUGCCGCAAAGAACAUUUGGAUGACCCUUUUGCUUACUGGUCAAAGUCUGAUCCUAGUCUUUAUAUCUUCUGGUACUGUUUUAGAUCAAGUUGCGGACGACCAGAAUGCCAAGCCAAAAAUGUCAGGCUGAUACCUUUUGAUAAUCUGAUCAAGUACUCACGGGCUUCAUUCCCUGAUCUUCAGAUGAAGUCCCUGGACAGAUUUGAUAGAUGGUUUCUACUGCGCCCAGAGGAGUUUGGACUACUCCCGGAUAUGAUACAGGUUCAAUGUCAGGGUAAAGGUUGCGGGGAGACAAAACUUGUCAAGUCACGAUGGACCGCUCAUAAUCCGCCCAGAUUUGUGAUAGCAGUACACGGAUGCACGAAAUGCCUCAAGAAAACAAACUGGAUUCCUUUUGGGUUCCCGAUUCUGCACAGUUCAAAUCUUUGCCCUUUGUGGAAAAGAUUUCAUGAGCAUCCGGGUUUCGACAUUACCGGUUAUCCACGCAGGCCUGAUAUCUACUUUGACAAGAGUCUUACAGUUGGCGGUCGAGUAGCCGCUUUAAUCGAAGCGCAAAGGCUGGCCGAGAUAGACAAUUUGACUAAACAAAAGAGGAAGGAACCUUAA
Molecule: messenger RNA, 2160 nt
Organism: Penicillium brevicompactum
Lineage: Eukaryota; Fungi; Ascomycota; Eurotiomycetes; Eurotiales; Aspergillaceae
Exons: 3
Coding region: 1-2160 (719 amino acids)
Source: RefSeq, a predicted model, not a curated record